AUUGUGUGCAGUGUCUUUCCAAUGCUCAUUGAGAACGUAUUUAGUUGUUUUUUUUAUAAAAUACAACCGAUAAGACUGUCACAUUGUAUAAGGUGUAUUUCGUUCGUAUUUCCGUUUUGCGGAAAGCGUCAACUUUCGGCACACUGAGCUCAACGAAGUUGCUGCUUUGCGGCUUCGUCGAACAGAAAAAUAAAAUACAUAUUUCUUACUUUACUGCCAUAUAUCUUCGAGACACGUGUGACUAUACGGAUUUUAUUACCUAUUAUGAUCAAAACGUAGUAUAAACAUUGUGUAACAUCGCGCAACUAAAUAUAGUAUAUACGAUUUAAAGAAACUAGUUGUGAAGUGUAGGUAUGAACCGCUAUCUAUUAAGUGGGUUCGUUAAUGGCAGAUGUAAUUCAGUGGCUCAUCAAACGUUGGCCGAACUCGCCGGCUAGAAGAUGUCUCCAAAGGUAGAGAAAAUCUCCGACCAGGCGCUCCUAAUAGGAGAAGGUCCGCAUUGGGACGACCGCACACAAGCGCUGUACUUCGUCAGUAUUCUGGAGAACACUAUACACAAAUAUGAUGCGGCUACCGGAACACAUACUAGUACAAAAUUGGACGGUCGUCCAGGCUUCAUAGUACCUCUAGACGGGCAUUUAGACCAGUUCGUGGUGGGCUUGGAGCGGGAAUUCGUGGUGGUACAAUGGGACGGGACGAACGCUGCGAGGGUGGUGCGGUUGUUAGGGGAGGUGGACCACCAUGCUGUUGGGAACAGGAUUAAUGAUGGAAAGGCUGAUCCUAGAGGAAGACUGUACGCAGGCACGAUGGACGCAGCAACUACCGUGGAGAAGCUAGAAACUCACAAAGGCACCCUGUACCGACUUGAUGAAAGCGGCAUCACAUCUCUAUGUGACAGGAUAACUAUUUCCAAUGGCCUUGCCUGGGACAUGGGCGCCAAAGCAAUGUAUUACAUCGACAGUGCGGAACGUAACAUUAGGAGAUAUGAUUAUGAUGUGGAAACAGGGGAUAUUUCAAACCCACAAUACAUCUUCGACCUAAAACUACACGACGUCGAGGGCCUCCCGGACGGUUGCACCAUAGACACAGACGGCAAUCUCUGGGUAGCCGUGUUCGGGGGCGGCUGUGUCAUACAAGUGUCACCCGAAGGAGGGUUGCUCCGGGCAGUGCCUGUGCCAGCUAAGCAGGUAACCUCUUGCACAUUCGGCGGCCCACAUCUGGACAUCCUCUUCGUGACCACGGCCCGCAUCGACAGAGUAGAACAACAGAAGUUUCCGAGUGGCUGUACUUUCAGAAUAACCGGCCUCGGUGUCAAGGGACACCCGAAUGUCAACUUUAAAUUGUAGUACAUAAAGUUCAGUUUUGUUAUAGCGAUAUCGUUAGAGUAGAAGUUCCCAAGUGGCUGUAUUUUCAAAGUAAUCGGCCUCGGUGUCAAGGGACACCCGAAUGUCAACUUUAAAGUGUAGUUCAUAAGGUCUGUUAUGCUUUAACAUAAGUUCGGUGAUAGCCAAUAUGAAAUGCACCUAUUUCUGACGAGAUGUGUACAAAUUUCUACUUGAUAUUUUAUACAGAAGAUUUAUCCACUCACUUGCUUCAUAUUUUUCAGUGACUUCUAUUAUUAUUAUAAAAUAAGGGUGACAGCUGGUAACCACAGUUACCAAAAGCAAGUGAUAAAAAUGUUCAAUAAAAAUUAUGUUUAAAAUUCUAUUUGUUUA
Cydia pomonella (codling moth) is the source of this 1715-nucleotide messenger RNA. Its product is annotated as regucalcin-like. NCBI's taxonomy places the organism in Eukaryota, Metazoa, Arthropoda, Insecta, Lepidoptera, Tortricidae. Gene Ontology annotation, molecular function: calcium ion binding; gluconolactonase activity. The record is from RefSeq and is a predicted model, not a curated record. The transcript has 6 exons. The coding region runs from base 441 to 1346 and encodes 301 amino acids. Gene Ontology annotation, biological process: L-ascorbic acid biosynthetic process.